AUGAGCUACGGAUUCACGUUGCAGAAAUAUGUCAACCACUUGGUCAUGUUAAGAACUAUUGUCUAACUAGGCCAUUGCAAAAUCUAAAUAUCACUUGAAAAGGUUUUCACAAUCGCACUAUAUGGCUGAAUAGGCAGUAUUCUUUGUGAAGUUACCAUGGGGAAAACGGACAAAAUGUUUCGUUAAGAAGACGGAGGACUUAAAGUGGACGGUCGCGCUGAUUACGAGGUCUGAAAGGCAGGUUCCAAUGACCAACGCGACAAGCUGAUUUGAGGAACAUUUAAAUGCUGUCAUCCACCCAUGGGCCUCUGCCCUGCCUCUACUUAUGAAUAAUCUUAUUGGCUGCUCCAGCAGGCCAAAAUUCCAUUGAUAGGUUACCUGAGUAGGAGAUGCCAGUAGAAGGCGACAGCGCCCAGGAGGGAGAGGGGCCUUCGUUACCACCGGUGACAGGAGAGGGGAGGGAGGAUGUGUCGUCAGGGCAACAGAGUGGUGAUGGGAGAGAGGGAACGGGGUGCUCCGGGAGAGAAGCCAGCGGAGGAGAACCGUCUAGUGGGGAGACGGGACACGAAGACGAGGAUACGACCAGCGCAUCACAUGACCUGUCCUCUGCAAAUCACAGUCCUCGCAGCACCAUUGGCUCCACCUCCACCAAAAGUUCAAAGCUGCGUGCAGCCUUGUCCUCCUGCAGUCUCCGCAGCUCUCAGUCCGGCCAGGUUGAACAUCACACUGAGGGCAGCGGCAGUGAGCAGCCGGAGCGAGGUCGAGGCCAGGCCCACAGAGAGAUGAUGACCACGGUGGCUGAGAUGAAGAAGAGGCUCCCCUCGGACAAACGCAGCCGCAGCAAAGCCAGCACCGUGGAGGCCCUGCACUACGCACUGGACUGUGUCAAACAAGUCCAAGCCACCAGUGAGUACUACAAGCUGCUGAUGAGCACAGGGCAGGACGAGAGAGCAGACGCCACAGUGUGCUCCCUGGACGAGCUGGACAGAGUCACGUCUGAACACACCCUGAAAAACACGGACUCGUUGGUGGUGGGCUUUUCCCUGGCCAGCGGCCGCGUGCUCUACGCCUCGGAGCAGGCUCCCAGCAUCCUCUGCUGCAGGAGGAAGUUCCUGGAGUCGGCCAAGUUUGUGGAGCUGCUCUUCCAUCAGGACGUCAACGUGUUCUACUCCCACACCGCCCAGCCCCACCUCCCACCCUGGAGCAACUCCCACACCGCAGCUGCUGCUCUGUUUGAAUGUGCCCAGGUCAAGUCCUUCUUCUGCAGGAUCAGGGGUGGUAAAGACCGUGAGGGGGAGAUCCGCUACAACCCCUUCAGGAUCACUCCCUACCUGCUGAAGGUGCAGGGGGCAGGGGGGAGGGGAGAGGAGGAGGAGCCCAGCUGUCUGGUGCUCGCUGAGCGCAUCAUCUCAGGAUAUGAGGCUCCUCGUAUCCCCACGGACAAGCGCAUCUUCACCACCACUCACUCUCCUGAGUGUGUGUUCUUAGAGGUGGACGACAGGGCUGUGCCGUUGCUUGGAUACCUGCCUCAGGAUCUGAUUGGCACGUCCUUGCUCACCUGUGUUCACCCAGAGGACCGCCCCCUGCUGCUCUCCAUGCACCGCAAAGUGUUGAAGUAUGCAGGCCAGCCCCCGUUUGAACACUCCCCGGUGCGCCUGCGCUGUCACCAUGGAGACUACGUCACCGUGGAUACCAGCUGGUCCAGCUUCAUUAACCCCUGGAGCCGCAAGGUGGCCUUCAUCAUCGGACGGCACAAAGUCAGAACGAGUCCCCUGAAUGAAGACGUGUUUGCUGCACGGAGUAACGAUGACCAGCCAGUUACCUUUGAGGAAAUCAAAGACCUGCAGGCCAAAAUCUACAAACUCUUCUUGCAGCCGGUCCAUAAUAACGGUUCCAGUGGUUACGGCAGUCUGGACAGCCGUGCCUCUCAUGAGCACUACAUCAGCGUGGCUUCUUCUUCUAGUGACAGCAACGCUAACCUGUGGGAGGACUCGCACCGUGAACCAGCGACUCUGCGGCAGAUCUGUGCUGAUGUAAACAGAGUGAAGAGCUGGGGCCAGCAGGCAUAUCUGGACUCCAGGAACAAGCUCACCUCUCUGGGCAAACCUGCCACGGCCCGCCUCCCCCAUGUCACGUCCAGCGAGGUGAGAGGUCAUGAGGAGAGCAGGAAGCGGACACACACUCCCUCCUACCAGCAGAUCAACUGUGUGGACAGCAUCAUAAGGUAUCUGGAGAGCUACACAGCUCCAGCAUUCAAGCGUAAGAGUGAGUCUCGCUCCCUCUGCACUUCUUCAUCCUCCUCCUCUCCCUCAGACGACGACAAGCCAGCUGCAGCCACAGACACACACACAGACACAGCCCAGGCCAGCUCAGACGUGGUGGUGCUGGACAGCGAGGUGUCUGUGGGCUCCACAGUAGCAGUAGUGGUGGGUGCUCCCCUGACUGACAUCACUCUGUCUACUAAAGCCAUGAGUGUGGUGUCUGCCACCAGCCAGUGUUCCUACAGCAGCACCAUAGUGCACGUGCCCCGGCCUGAGUCAGAGGUGACAGCUCUGGAGGACGCACCAAUGGGGAGCGAGCCGGCCGACCCUGCACCAACCCCCGCUCGCCCCGCUCCUAGCCCCGCCCCCAGCUUGGCCACGGAGGAGCUGCGAUUGGUGGGUCUGACAAAGGAGGUGCUAUCGGCUCACACCCAGAAGGAGGAGCAGGCGUACGUGGAUCGCCUCCGCCAUCGCAUCCUCCAGAGCCCCUACAGCUCCUACCUGCAGCAGGACAACAGCUCCAUGGCCCCCUCCCACCACCCAGGUACCCCAGCCCUGGCUCCACCAGCCCCCUCCCACCACCCAGGCCACCAUGUGAUGAGGCCAGUGAGCGCGCGCCGUGGCGGUUUGAACCGCUCUCGGACGGGGAAGCCCAGACACAAGAGGUCCAAACCCCAGAGCUCCUCUGACAGCUACGCCUCCCCCCCCGGACCUCCUCGCCGCCCCCCUCUGGCCCCCAACUCCUCCUGGCCCUCCUCUGAAUCCUCCCAUCCCCAGUUGGGGGUGCCCUACCCGCCCAUGCCCACCACCCAGGCCCCAUACCUCCCCGUGAUGGGGGCACGGCCGGGAGAGCCCUGGCAGCAGGCAGGAGGGGGGGGCAUGGUACUGCAGCUAGACCCCAGUCAGCACAGCUACCAGCACAACGUCCACAUCAUGCCACCCGUCCAGAACCUGCACGCUCAGGAUGACAACAUGAACCUGCAGGCUGUCCAGAUGCAGUCCAUCCCGUCCAACACUCUGAACUUUCAGUCCAUCCCGCUCCAGAACCUCCACAACAUGCCCAACUUCCCCAGCCUGCAGCCCAUGGCCCCUCCCCAUGGCCUCAACCCCUACAUGACCCCAAUGGUGGCUGUCAUCCUGCCCACCUACCCCUCCCUCCCUCCCGGCUACCCCCCGCUCUACCCCCCCCCUGCGCCUCCUCUGCUGCCCCAGGCUCCCUUCACCAUGCCAGGCUUUGCCCCUGCCUCAGCUCCCUUCUCUCAGCCCCAGUUCCAAGCCCAGCCUGCUCCCCAGCCCCGGCCCCUCCCAGGCCCUCUGAUGUGCUCCCCCAGGCCCAGCUCUCCAGUGGAGGAGGAAGAGGAGGCGGCUGCCGGGUCGUCUGACUGGGCCCCCAUGGUCUCCGGCUCCCGCUCCAGCUCUCCCCUGCAGCUCAACCUGCUGCAGGAGGAGCUGCCCAAGCCCAGCGAGGGAGCGAGCAGCACGGGCCACAGCCACGCCCACAGCCACGCCCACAGCCACGCCCACAGCCACGCCCACAGCCGCGCUGACAGCAUGCACGAGCAGCACGCCAAGGGGCAUCACAAAACAGAGGGAAACCCUCCUAACGCCUCAGGCUCCAACGCGUCAGAGUCCGGCAGGUCUCUGGGCUCUGGGUCCGGCUCCAACACAGGAAGCAGCAACAGCAGUAAGCACUUCGCCAGCAACGGUUCGUCGGACACCUCGAGCAAAGCCCGCAAGAGCCAGGAGCCGGCGGCUGAACACAAACACCCGUUGGAAGCGCGGGUGGAGAACCCCCUGUGGAGCAUGAUCCGGCACACGCCAGAAGCCGUCAUGAUGACCUACCAGAUCCACCCCAGGUACCCCAGCCCCACCCCCCACCACCACCAGGCUCUAGGGCCCCACACUAGAACCAGCCUUGCUGAACUGACUGGAGGAGAGAAGAGUUGUGUUGUGCUGAGACAUGACCCCUCCCCCUGUAGGGCCCAGGAGGACGUGCUGGCGGAGGACAGGGAGAGGCUGCGUCACAUGCAGCCUCUGCAGCCCUGCUUCAGUCAGGAGCAGAGGCAGGAGCUGGCUGAGGUCCACCCCUGGACACAGAUGCACUCUAUCCCCCAGGAGAUAGACUCACAGGGCUGUGUGAGUUGUACCUCAGGGGCGGGGAUUCUCACUUUCGCCCGCCCACCUGCUCCAGAUAGCUCCUCCCCUUCGCAGUGCCCUCUGUCAGACUCCCGUCUAACACUUGACACCUGAUGUGUGACCAUUCCAGGAAACUCACAAUCCUUACAGCCAAUCAGCCUCACCAGAACCCCUCUAGUCCCUCCCACCAACAAUCUCUCCUGACCAAUCAAAGGGGUCAGAGGGGCUCUAGAUGGGCUGUAUCUCAGAUCUCUAUGAGGAUCCAACAAACACUUUAUCUGAGCGGCUGGACCGGACAGAUAGCUGUGAAGGAGACAUCCAAAGGCAGAACUCUACUGGAGCGCAGAGCUGAGAUUGGCAGGUUCCUCUGUCACUCUGCCUCAUUUCACUGGAUCACUGGAUCCUCACAGGAUCUCAUGAUCCCGCCCCCCGGUGGUCUGUGUGUUUAUAGAGCCUGCAGCAGUUCCCUGGUUGAGCGUGACUCUGUUCCACAGGCUCCGUUAACUCUGGAUGGUGCACACUACACAUGGUGCUGGACACUAGUCAUGUUGUAGGCCCACACAUGCACGUCUGACAGUCUUCUGUACGUGUGUGUGUGUGUGUGUGUGAGUGUGUGUGUGUGCGAGGGAGGUUAAGGACACAUUGCUGCUUCUCUCACUUCUAAAUGAUAUCUAUCUUUGAUGGUUUUGAUGGUUCUGCAGUUCCAAAGGUUGGUCUCUUGCUCUACAUAAUCUCUCUCUACUGGACUUGGACAUGGGAACCACUAGUUUUCAGCUCACUGAAUCGUACCAUAGCCUCCCCUGGUCCUACAGCUCAUACUGCUCAUACUGCUCAUAGUGCUGUGUACCUGCUUGUGUACCUGCUUGUGUACCUGCUUGUUUACCUGCUAGUGAAUGUAUGUGUGAUUGCGUAUGUGCCUGUGUGCUUACACCCUUGUCCACUUUCUCAACACUUUUUUGUUGUCAAAUAUUGUUCUAUCUUUCUGGAGGGUGGUUUUGUCUCUCGGUUGAGGGGGGGGGGGGGGUGCGUGUGUGUGCGCGAGGCUGGUCGAUAGUGCCGCUAUGAGGACUGUUUUCAUUGAUGCCGUUUUCAGGAACCACUCGGUUUUGUACAAUUUCUUGAUAGAAAUGAAAGUAUAUUUCAGUACAAUGUAUUGUCCAACUAUACAAAACAAUCUCCUUACAUGUAUGAAAAAGCCAUUUGUCAUGAAUUCAGGGACUUAAUGUGACAUAAAAUAAUAAAACUGAAUAAAAACAAUAUUCCUAAAGAAGACAUGACUGAUGAAGGUUGUUGUGGAGGAGUGGGUUAGGGCCUGGAUGAAAUGAGCCCUCUUGCCAUUUGGAGGUUUCACUCGAUGCAUAGAAACACAAUAAACCACACG
This is a messenger RNA of Osmerus eperlanus (European smelt), 5778 nucleotides long. It is a transcript of the gene per3, whose product is annotated as period circadian clock 3. Gene Ontology annotation, cellular component: nucleus; cytoplasm. The transcript is spliced from 22 exons. The record is from RefSeq and is a predicted model, not a curated record. Gene Ontology annotation, biological process: entrainment of circadian clock by photoperiod; negative regulation of transcription by RNA polymerase II; circadian regulation of gene expression. NCBI's taxonomy places the organism in Eukaryota, Metazoa, Chordata, Actinopteri, Osmeriformes, Osmeridae. The coding region runs from base 390 to 4511 and encodes 1373 amino acids. Gene Ontology annotation, molecular function: transcription corepressor binding; transcription cis-regulatory region binding.